This is a messenger RNA of Adineta steineri, 237 nucleotides long. NCBI's taxonomy places the organism in Eukaryota, Metazoa, Rotifera, Eurotatoria, Adinetida, Adinetidae. The record is from the annotation of a GenBank genome assembly.
AUGCUUCCUCAACCGCUUUUUAAUACCCGAAUGAAUACUUGCAAUAAAGAUAGUCAAAUUUUUGCUUACGGUAAUUUUGGUUAUGGAAUUUAUUUACAAGAUGUUACACUUUAUCGCAAUCCAUAUACAGGAUGUAUCAAUGUUGAAGUUGAAGUUGAUUUUACUCCAACACGUAAUCAUUAUUUUCAACUUAUGACUACUGUUCCUCCUCUUAUUCAUCAACAUUAUAUUAAUUAA